AAGCGGCUCCGGGUGCUGCUGGCCACGCGGAUAUGGCGGAGGCGGUGCGGCAGGAGCUGUCGGCGCUGGCCGCGAUUUUCUGCGGGCCUCGCGAGUGGGAGAUGUUGAGCUGUUCAGAGACAGAUGGGGCUGUCUUUAGAAUUCACACAACAGCUGAAGGACUUGUGGGCGAGGAUGUGCCCUUAGAGCUGGUGUUCCAUUUACCAGCUGGUUACCCUUUGUGUCUACCUGGCGUCUCGGUUAGCUCCGAACAUCUGACCAGGGCUCAGUGUGUUACCGUGAAGGAGAAGGUACUUGAAGAAGCCAGAAAGCUUUUGUCAGAGCCUAUGAUUCACGAGCUGGUUCUCUGGAUCCAGGAGAAUCUCCGACACGUCCUCAGCCAACCAGAGACUGGGAGCAGUAGUGAGAAGUCUCCUGGGUCGGAAGGCCCGGCUGCGGAUGACGGCUUGUGGAUAACUCUUCUGCAUUUAGAUCACAUGCGAGCAAGGACUAGAUACGUCAAGACUGUGGAGAAGUGGGCUGCAGAGUUAAGGCUGACAGGAAGACUGAUGUUCGCAGGCAGGACAAUACUGCUCCUACUGCAAGGAGACAGGAACAGCAUCAAGGAGUACCUGAUUCUUCAGAAAACCUCCAAAGUAGAUGUGGACUCAAGUGGGAAGAAGUGCAAAGAGAAAAUGAUUAGUGUACUGUCUGAAACAAAAGUACGAACGGAGCACAAAAGGUUUCUGGCGUUUGAAGUCAAGGAGUAUUCAGCACUGGAGGAGUUACAAAAGGAAUUUGAAACUGCGGGACUUGGGGAGCUCUUCUCGGAAUGUGUACUUGGGCUGGUAAAACGAAGUGAAUGACAGGAACUGUUGGUAAACCAGCCGCUUUGUGUGUGGAUUUUCCCUGCCUUCGGGGAGAGGCUCCUGGGAGUAGUCGUGAGAGAGCAAUUUCAAAUUUCUCUGUAGCAAAAUCAUUCUCAUUUCAGGAAGAAAGCGAGUUCUAUUUUAUGGAAUAUUAAACAUGAAAAGACCCCAUGUAGUCUAAUGUUUGCUAGGAAAGACUGGCUUCAAUAGAUGGGAUUAUCUGAAGGAGAAAUAAAAAAUCACGACGGUAAAUGAGCUGUUGUUUUCAUAUAGACAAUUUGUUUAGAAGUCUGCAAUUUUCAGGCUAAUUUUCUUGUAAUUAAAUGAUUUCUUAAAGUGA
Messenger RNA from Onychomys torridus (southern grasshopper mouse), 1188 nucleotides. It is a transcript of the gene Rwdd3, whose product is annotated as RWD domain containing 3. The record is from RefSeq and is a predicted model, not a curated record. Gene Ontology annotation, biological process: positive regulation of hypoxia-inducible factor-1alpha signaling pathway; positive regulation of protein sumoylation. The transcript has 4 exons. Lineage: Eukaryota; Metazoa; Chordata; Mammalia; Rodentia; Cricetidae. Bases 33 to 845 code for a protein of 270 amino acids. Gene Ontology annotation, molecular function: protein binding.